CACAAUCCAAAGGGAAGUUUGUACUUAGCAAUGGCUCAGUAUCCAUCAAUGUGACUUCCAGUAAGAUUUGGUUAUAAAAUUACAAAUUCUAGUAUUCUUACUAAAAUGGGCGAAGAAGAAACUAUUAGAAUCUACAAGGAAAAUUGUGAUGAAAUAAUCAGUUACACUGGAACCGAGUUAUUUUCACAGUAUGGUUCUAUGUCAAUUUAUCAACAUUGGUGGUUUACAGAUUAUGCUUCUGAUAUUGCAGAACAUUUAUAUGACAAGGAAAAAUGUAGGCCUACGUUUAAUUCACAGUCUCCUCAGCUUUAUCUCAGAAAUGUUUUAGUAAGUUUGAUCUGCGAGGUGGCCGAACAGAAAGGCCUGAACACCACAUGCGUUCAUUUGGCAGUAUUUAUACUAGACAUUUUCAUGGACAACCAUAACAUUGCAGUGGAACGAUUGAAAUUAGUUGCUCUAGUAUGUCUAUUACUUGGUGCCAAAUUGGAAGAUAGUGAACAUAAAGUACCCAAGAUGUCUGAACUCAACACAAUGAUUAGCAAUCAAUACCCAUUAAAAGAUUAUAUUUCUGUUGAAGUAAUGAUUAUGGAAUUCUUUUCAUUCAACAUAUCCAUGAUUACUUAUUCUCAUUUCAUGGAAUAUUUUAUAUUUCUUGUUGUUAGUGAGUCGGAUUUUGAGUUAGCUAAAAAGAACUCUGAUAAGUAUGAUGAUUUUAAACAAUUCAAAUUUGUGGCUCAUGAAACAGUAUUCGAAAUUAUGGAUUUAUGCUUGAAAGAUAUAGGCAUAGUACAUUCAGUACCUUCGCUGAUUGGUUCUGCAAUAAUUUAUGCAACAAGAAGAGUAUUAAAUAUUUCUCCAGUAUGGACAACAGAUAUCAGAAAUAUGACUGCAUAUAUGGAAGAUGAAGUUCAGCCGUGUGCAGAAAAGAUUAUUCAAUUAAGAGACGCUAAUCAAAAGAAACGAAAACUCAGUUCAUCUCCAGAAUCUGUGUAUGAAUUAGUGAACUAUCCAGAGUAUACACCAAAAAGAAUGAAGAUAUCAAGUUCUGAAAGAGCUGCGAUUAUAAAUCCAGUGGCAGAUGCUGUACCACGAAAUAUUUCAUUAGACGAGUUUAAAAAGUUGUGGACUGAAAACUACUUUAGUGAAUAUGAAUGAUUGUCUGAUGUCAUUAUAUUAUUAAACAUGUCAAAAUGAGAAUGAACUAUAAGACUUAUUGU
Molecule: messenger RNA, 1217 nt
Organism: Ctenocephalides felis (cat flea)
Lineage: Eukaryota; Metazoa; Arthropoda; Insecta; Siphonaptera; Pulicidae
Product: cyclin-J-like
Exons: 6
Coding region: 106-1155 (349 amino acids)
Biological process (GO): mitotic cell cycle phase transition; regulation of cyclin-dependent protein serine/threonine kinase activity
Cellular component (GO): cytoplasm; nucleus; cyclin-dependent protein kinase holoenzyme complex
Molecular function (GO): cyclin-dependent protein serine/threonine kinase regulator activity
Source: RefSeq, a predicted model, not a curated record